AUGGUGAAUGCAGCAGAAGAAGCGAACAUGCAGAUCGUUGAAGGAGAAGAAAUCAAUGAGGAAGAAGGUGUGAUUGAAGCGAAUAACAACUUGGCUGUGAUGAAUCAUCACCAAGCAAGGAUUAGGAAGAAGCAUUUGACUGAGGAUGAGCUAAUCGAGAGAAACCAACACGUCAAAAUGGUGAAUAAUCUCAGGAUUACAAAAAACAACAUUGAAAGGAAACACCUAUUGUCAACUUAUCUCAAGAACAAGAAGUGGAUUGAGAGAUUGACAAUCUCAAUCGAACUAAACACAAAUAAGAAAAACAAAUCCAGAUUCAAAUCCUUUAAUGUACGCAAGUGGGAGAGGGAGAGGAAGGCUUCUAAGCGUAUUGUCCAAAACAUAGAAGGUAACAAUAUCCCCAAGAAGAAGCAGACAUGUAUCCAAGAAGCAGACAUGUAA
Molecule: messenger RNA, 441 nt
Organism: Eruca vesicaria subsp. sativa (arugula)
Lineage: Eukaryota; Viridiplantae; Streptophyta; Magnoliopsida; Brassicales; Brassicaceae
Source: the annotation of a GenBank genome assembly